UGUCAACAUUUGCCGAGAGGUUGAAUGAGUUGCCCUGGCCUACCAAUAGCUCCAUAGCUGUGGUGCAUGUGCAUGUGCUGGAGGAAGCAGCCGUUCUUGUUUGCGGAGUUAAGAGAAGCCAAGAUUUAUGUUUUGUAGCACCUCAAGGAUGACCAGAAAGAUCUUCACCAACACCAGAGAGAGGUGGAGGCAGCAGAAUGUCAACAGCGCCUUCGCCAAACUGAGGAAGCUCAUCCCCACCCACCCUCCGGACAAGAAACUCAGUAAGAAUGAGACGCUGCGCUUGGCUAUGAGGUAUAUCAACUUCCUCGUCAAGGUCCUGGGGGAGCAAGGCCUGCAGCAGACCGCAGUGACUGCUCGGGGGAGCUUGUUGGGGCUGUUCCAGCAAGCCCCUCAUUUGCAGGGCAUGGAGGAACUGACUCUGAUUGAAGACUGUGGCGUCCCUUCACCCAGCACAAGCAGCAAUAUCCCAGAGUGCUGGUCAGAGACAUCGUCUCCCUAGCAGGUUAGGACUGCUACAGUCCUGGUGUUAGUCUGAUAGUGCCCUCUGCAUAAUUUGUGGAUCAUUUCCCUGUGUACAGUAUUUAUUUGUUUAUCCCAGUGCUGGUUUUAUUCCAUAUAUUUUUAUUUGACAGGGAAGGCGGAAGAAUGAUUCCUCGGUAGGACAGUGGCUUGGAUGGCUGAGUAGGGAAUGCUCAACCCUAGGAUCUCACAAUGGUCCUUUGUUGUGAUUUCACAGAUUUUGAGGCUGGUGUGAUCAGAUCUCCUGUAUAACAUAGGUCAUAACAUUUCCCUUGUUGAUUUUUGCAGUGGAAGGGAUUGUUCUUCCCUGCAACGUGAGGAACUGUUCUGGAGGGCAAUAGUUCCUGGCUGCACUAGAGUUCUUCAGUUAGAGAGAUGUCCAGUCUUGACCAGAAGGAUCCAAGGGGCAGAUAGAUAAUAUACCUCCUCUCUCUCAGCCCACAGUUCUCAUGGUUUUUAUCUUUCUUGUUAAGAAUUUACAUCUUAUUUCUGGCUUGAGUUUUUCCAACUUGCAACUAACACCAUUGAGAUUUGCUUUGUUUACUAAACCAAAAGGCUUCCUGACAUACAAAGAAACACAACUGAAUAACAUAAAACAGCCCAAACUCACUAAGGAAUUAAAGUGAAAACACUGGCCCUGAAUGAAAGAGGGAACAUUCACAGUUAAGUUUCAGCAGGCAUUGUGGUGAAAGAGGCACAGGCAAAUCCACACACAGCAGUGGAAGCCAGAGGCAGGAGAAAGGUGCUAAAGGAACCAUCAUUAUUCUGAUCCCCUUCAGCACCUGUAGGCCCCAUCUGUGCCUCACUGCAGAGGUUUAGGCAGCACUGCCAUGGAAAUGCGCCCAACCUAUUCCUCCCUCCGUGUACUUUGGAUGCAGAAAAAAUAUCACGUGACCACUUUUUGGCAUGUACCCAGGACCUACCCAGCACCACUCAGUCUUGGCUAUAUUCAUAAGAACUGUGCUGGGCACUCCAGUGGCAGCUAGGUGAUCUUUUUCUGGCCCGUGGUUCAUGCAAAGUGGGAGUGAGUGGGCAGGGUGUAUGGUUGGACCCCCCUAACUCCAUUUGACCUGGUAUACACAUGCCCAUUGUAACACGUCUGUGCCCCAGGGGUGGCUGUGAUGCCACCUGGUAGCCAUACGGUUCCUACUGUGCUCUCUUUCUAAGGUACACUCCCUUUGCUUUUGCCUGCCCCAUCUUGAUAUUUUUGCAUGUAGAAAGGGAGGCUGCCAACAGAUCUUAGAGUGAGUCUUGGUCCUGCCAGCAGGUCCCCCUCUCUUGAACACUGCUGAUCCCAAAAAAUCCUUCUUGUUAGGUGGGCCCUCUGGGCCCUAGGGCACCCAAUGCCUUAUGGGCUAUUCAUGACCUCUAACCUUCCCUACAUCUAUGCCCAAUCCUUGCAGAUUUUAUUCAAUACCAUUCUGUCCCUUGUAGAGGCCUCAGCCUCCCUUUUCUCUGGCUGCAAGCCGUCAGCCCUGGCCCAAUGACCUGGGUCUGGCCCUCUUGGCUUCAGCCCUGCCAGUCACCAGUAUCUCUGGGCUGUUGACCCUUGUAUCUCUCUCUUUGGGCCCAUGGCCCCUAUCUCAUUCUCUGGACCCCUGGCCCUGGUUCUCAUUCCCUGGACCCCUGGCCCUACUUUCUGCCCCUCUCAGGGUCCCUAACCCUGGUUCACUCUGCUUGGUCACUGGGCCCCUAGCCCUGUCUCCACUACUUUACCGAUUGUGAGCCCCAUCCCUGCUGGGCUCCAUGCUGUCGUGUGCCCUUCAGGCACAAUUGGGAACUCCACCUCCCUAAUAGUCCCAAACCCAAACCACUGGUACAAAUUCAAAUGCAAAACAUAAGCCCUCUGACUAUAACUAAACUUUAGCACCCGGCUGUAUACCAAACUCCUACCCAGCAUUGGGUCCUAACCCCUUGCUAGCCUCAGCCCUUUUACUUGCUGUCUCUAGGCAUAGCAGGAUCUCAGUCAAUCUCCCAGCAACAAGUGUUUCAUUGCAGAGCUUUUCCUUCUUUGCCCACCAGGGCCAGGACUGACUGCCCUAACUCUGGCCCUGGGGUGUUAUGCCUCCUAGGCCCUGGCCUCUGGCCAGGUGGUUUCCCCCAGCUACCUACAGAUGUUUCCCAAUUAGGCUUUUUGACUGGUAUCCAAGGCAGCCUGCUGCUACUAGUCUAGCCAUUGCAGCAGUACCUUGUCUACUAUGCAGGGUUCUGCCUUACAGUACCACGACUGAGCAGCUAGCUCUGCAAUAAGCACUCUAUUGCCCAUGCAGGCUCUGCCUUAUUGUACUGCUGCAGAUGCUCCCUCUGCAAUAGGCACUCCCAGCCUAUAAAUCCCCAUGGACCUGUUCUCCUGCAGCCUAUAAUGAGCAGCCUUCUCCACCUGAAGUUCUCCCUCUUGCUGUUUUCUCCCUUAAAGUAACAGGAGCCCUAGGCUCCCUGUUACACCAUGAAGAGGUUGUUCCUUGCCCAUAAUACCAAGGCUCCAAGAGGCAAAAGACAAACUUAUGCACAAGGCCUGAGAGAGGCCCCCAGGUGCUGGUAUUCAGGCACCAGCCUGUUCCUGUUUGCAAUAGCCUGUGUGGGACACCAGAGUAGGGGCUCUGUGAGGCUGUUGCAGACAAAAUGCCAGUCCACCUUCACUCUGUUUUUCAACGUGUGUAAGUACCUAUUUGGUAUGUUCCCAGAAUGAGGUCUCCUAUGAUCAUGGCUGUAGCAUUUUAGACUUGUACGUAUUGCUACAAGACUAUCUGAGCCCAUGCUUAUUUCAUAAGGGUGUAUGUUACUAGCAGAGCUAGGAGUAUGGGGUGGGGUCCUGUCUUAAGCAGUAUCCAGUUGAGAAGUCCAUCUCAGGUUGGAUAUCCAACAGCUUGAAUGGAGUUACACUGGGGAUAAAUGUGGCCAAGCAUGUCUAAACACAAAGGCAUGUUGGUGCUAUUCUGUCCAUCAGCCAAUUGUUACCCUUGGAAAUCUUUUCCUUAUCAACAAGAAAAUCAAAAUGCAUUUGUCCUUUGAAUAUAAUAUUGUGUCAUGGAAAGGCAAAAAAAAUGCCUGGCAAUAAUGUAACUGAAAUGCUUAUUGUUAUUUAUAUAUUGGGAAAAAAAAAGCUCCAUAUUCUUGCUUCAGGUUUCUUUUCAUUUAGGAUGUACCUAUUCUGAUAUACGGCAUGUGUGUGACUAGAUCUAUCUACCAAAGAUUUUUUGUCAGGACAUCUCUUUGUGCUUUGUGAUUUCUUAUCUGUAUGGCUAUGAACAAAUAUGAUGUAACAUCACAUUUUGUGAUAUACUAUGUUAUUUAAUGGCUAAUAUAUUCAAAAUAAAUUA
Molecule: messenger RNA, 3842 nt
Organism: Alligator sinensis (Chinese alligator)
Lineage: Eukaryota; Metazoa; Chordata; Crocodylia; Alligatoridae
Gene: TAL2
Product: TAL bHLH transcription factor 2
Exons: 2
Coding region: 128-502 (124 amino acids)
Biological process (GO): regulation of transcription by RNA polymerase II
Molecular function (GO): RNA polymerase II cis-regulatory region sequence-specific DNA binding; protein dimerization activity; DNA-binding transcription factor activity, RNA polymerase II-specific
Source: RefSeq, a predicted model, not a curated record